Messenger RNA from Drosophila suzukii, 774 nucleotides. The record is from RefSeq and is a predicted model, not a curated record. NCBI's taxonomy places the organism in Eukaryota, Metazoa, Arthropoda, Insecta, Diptera, Drosophilidae.
AUGGUUUUCUACGAAAGUCAGAGAAAGUCCCUGGAAGUCCUUGAACAAAGUCCUGUCCUAAACAUGAUAUACGAGUGUACUGGAAUAAUGGACAUCUUCUCAACCGUCGUGAUGUAUUUUAUGAAUUUUUGGGGAAGCAAGAAAGUUCAGGAGAUUGCCAAUGAACUUUUAACUCUUGAGUACCAGGACUUUGAUGGUCUGACGAAAAUCCUUUUUAUCUAUCGCUAUGUUUGGACAAUCAAUGGUCAACUCGAAGAACUAGCCGACCAACUUAAUAAAAAUCCCUUGACAAACUCCUCAAGAAUUCGCGAACUUCUCUCGUUGUACCAACGGCUUUUGAUGCUAAGUAAGAAACUAGUAGCGACCUACGAGUUACAGAUGACUAUGACGCUAACAGUUGGUUUAGCAGGAAAUAUUGUGAUCAUAUAUUUCCUUAUUGUGUUUGGAACCAGCAUGGAUAGUACUUUUAUGGUUCUCUCGUACUGUGUGCUAAUAAAUAUUUGGGAUUUUUGGUUGAACAUAGUUGUAUGCGAACUCACGGAGGAAGCUGGUAGAAACACCUCAACUGUCCUAAAACGUUUUACUGAUCUUAAGCAAAAAGAUGUCGAACUAGAAAGAAAUUUAAAUGAAUUCGCCUGGCUGGGAAGUCACCGAAAAUUCCGAUUUCAGCUGUGCGGAUUUUUGUCGAUAAAUUAUGAGAUGGGUUUUCAAAUGAUCACAACCAAUUUUCUAUAUUUGAUUUAUUUAGUUCAGUUUGAUUAUAUGAACUUGUAA